AUGCCUUCUCUCGCUAUUCUGGACGACUAUGCUGGCAUAGCUCCCACCUAUUUCAAGCACAUUCAAAAUCUCCAUGUCGACAGCUUCCCCGACACUAUACCACCAAACAACCCAGAAAACGUACGAGCACUGGCUGCUCGUCUUGAUCAGUAUGCCAUCAUCAGCUCCAUGCGUGAACGUACCCCGUUUCCCAAAGACCUGCUUGCUGCACUGCCCAACCUCAAACUCUUGAUCACCACCGCCAAGCGCAAUCGUGCUAUCGACAUGGCUGCCGCACGAGAACUCGGCAUUGUGGUCGCUACCGCUCCAGGCACUCGUGAUAUCACUCAUCCAGAGCUUCCCUUGAUCGUUGCUCCAUCACCCGAGUACGAUGCCACUACCCAGCAUUGUUUUGCUCUCAUCCUCGCUCUUGCUUCACGCAUACCAACCGAGGACGCCGCAUUGCACUCAGGCGGUUCAUUCCAGACUGGCCUUGGUUUUACUCUUUCCAACAAAGUCUAUGGAGCUGUCGGUCUUGGAAGGCUUGGUACAAAUGCUGCGCGUACAGCUGUUCUGGGAUUCGGAAUGAAAGUCAUCUCAUGGAGUGCAAACUUGACCCAAGAGAAAGCAGACGAGGCAGCUGCGAAUGCAGGUCUCCCAAAAGGUUCCAUCAAAGCCGUGACCAAGGAAGAGUUGCUCAAGACAGCAGAUGUUAUCAGCAUGCAUUACGUGCUCUCGGAUCGUAGCAGAGGAACCAUUGGUGCAGCUGAAAUUGCCAUGAUGAAGAAGAACGCCAUCUUGGUCAACACUUCUCGGGGUCCUCUGAUAGACGAGGAGGCUCUACUCGAUGCACUCAACCGUGGUGUCAUUAGAGGUGCAGCAUUGGAUGUCUUUGACGUGGAGCCUCUUCCUCGGGACAGUCCAUGGCGCACCACCUCCUGGGGGCAAGAUGGCCGGUCUCUCGUUGUUCUCUCGCCACACAUGGGCUACGUCAACGAUGAGACGAUGCACAAGUUCUAUGCGGAGCAGGCGGAUACUGUACAGCGCUAUAUUGCGGAUGGUAUCGAAGCAGUGCCAGAUGUUCUGAAUUGA
Molecule: messenger RNA, 1071 nt
Organism: Aureobasidium vineae
Lineage: Eukaryota; Fungi; Ascomycota; Dothideomycetes; Dothideales; Saccotheciaceae
Source: the annotation of a GenBank genome assembly